AUGCGUCUCCAGUCACUCUCCACCAUUGCGCUUCUCGCAAGUGGUGUUGCUGCCCAUCCCGGGCACGAUGUCCAACAGGAGGCUGAAGAACGUCGUGAUUUCCUCCAGUCCAUAGAGACACGUUCUCUGAGCCACUGUGUGAAGAGAUGGCAAGAAAACGGACUUGAGGCUCGCCACAACGCUCGUCGGGCGGCCAUUGUCCAGGAUGCUCGCCAUAAGCGAGGUCUCCUCGGUUCCAAGAGAAAGAAGCGCGACCUCGACGGAGUCCUCAACACUUCCCACAACCUGACUGAUCUCCGAUUCACUCCCAAUACCGAUCAUAGCACCCUCUUUGCUAGCAUCAACUCAUGUGUCCUGACACCCGAGGUUACCCAGGGCCCAUACUAUGUCUCCGGCGAAGACAUCCGAUAUCGUAUCAUUGAAGAUCAAGAGGGAGCCGAGAUCAUCCUCGACUAUCAGGUGAUCGACGUUGAUACCUGUGAGCCUGUGCCUGAUGUCUACCUUGAGAUGUGGCACUGUAACUCUACCGGUGUCUAUUCCGGUGUGAAUGCCCAGGGUAACGGCGAUUCAACCGACUUGAGCAACAUCGACAAGACUUUCCUGCGCGGCAUUCAAAAGACCGACAAGGAUGGCGUCAGUCAGUUCCUGUCCCUUUUCCCGGGUCAUUACACCAGCCGAGCCACCCACAUCCAUAUCAUGGUUCACACCAACGCCACCGAGCAGAAGAACCAUACCCUAGGCAAUGAGAAUUACUCUAGCCACACUGGUCAGGCUUUCUUUGACCAGGAUCUCAUCUCUGCCGUUGAACAGCUUCCGCCUUAUAAUACCAACACCCAGGAGCUCACGCUCAAUGCCGAUGAUUCCAUUCUCUCUGAAGAGGUAGCCACCGAAGGCGUCGACCCCGUUAUGCAGUACACUCUCCUCGGUGACGACGUCAGUCAGGGUCUGUUCGCCUGGCUUGCUUUCGGUAUCAACACCACACUUUCAAAAGAAGUUUCCCCUGCCACAUUCCGCUACAAGGAAGGUGGUGUUACCAACUCUAACUCUGGCGGCGGCGGCGGCGGUGGUGGUGACGGCCCUGGUGGCAACGGCACCGCUCCCUCUGGAGGCCCUCCCUCAGGCACCGGGGUCCCGUCUGGCACUGUGAUCCCUUCCAGCACUGAGGCUCCUUCUAGCACGGCUACCACUGAUCUGAACCUAUGCUAG
Clonostachys rhizophaga is the source of this 1206-nucleotide messenger RNA. The record is from the annotation of a GenBank genome assembly. NCBI's taxonomy places the organism in Eukaryota, Fungi, Ascomycota, Sordariomycetes, Hypocreales, Bionectriaceae.